This is a messenger RNA of Stereum hirsutum FP-91666 SS1, 1044 nucleotides long. RefSeq names its product DNA-binding protein. Gene Ontology annotation, cellular component: zeta DNA polymerase complex. The record is from RefSeq and is a predicted model, not a curated record. Lineage: Eukaryota; Fungi; Basidiomycota; Agaricomycetes; Russulales; Stereaceae. The transcript has 7 exons. The coding region runs from base 1 to 1044 and encodes 347 amino acids.
AUGUUUCAUCGGAACAGAGGUCGUGGCCGGCAUCUGCGAGCUCACUAUAUCUCCGGCUCACGCGUAGAAUCUGUAGUUGAAGUUUCCAUACACUCUAUUCUGUAUAUACGGGAGGUAUACCCUGCCGAGCUCUUCGUGCGUAGGAAGAAAUACGACACACCUGUUUACCAAUCUCGCCACCCUGGGUUGAACGAAUACAUUUCGGGAGCCAUUAAGGGUGUCUUCAACGAGCUCCUUCAGAAUAAUGUGGAGAAGGUGAUCAUCGUCAUCAAGAACAAGGAGGAUGUCCCUUUGGAACGGUUCAUCUUCGCCGUACAGCAUAUGAUCGAAGUGGAAGAGUCUCAGCGAAACUUGAGUGUCGAGAAUGCCACAGCAUACACGCCCUUAACGCAACUCUUCCGAUCCUUCCUGCUCAAGCUCAACAUGGUUGAAUCUCAACUUGAGCGACUGCCAUCGGAAAAGGACAACUCGUUCACCAUUGUGAUCGAAUCUCCAGAGGGGAAAGCACCCUCAGACCCGACAGAGGAUGAAGGCCCACCGCCAUGGACACCAGCCAUACCCGAACACACGACCUCCUCUGUCUCAGACAAAUCAGAACUGCACCUCCUCCGAGCCAUCGAGACAGGGAUCAUCAACGCAAGUGUCAUCUUCUCCUCCUCGCCUGCCAUUGCAAUGGGAGUACAAGAGUCUGAAGAGAAGUUCGAAUUACUCAAGGAUUCGCCUCCACAGCCUGGUGUCAAGCCUCUCACGAGCACAACCACUGGCAGCAUGGGGCCACCGCCACUUCCCCCGCAGUCACUGGAUCCACCAGUGCAAGACAAAGGCAAGGGAAAGGGUAAAAUACCGGUCUCAGUAGAGCAAAGCGUAGAGGGGCCGAUACAAUCAGCAGGGACAGGGAAGGACGCGGAGCGAGUGUUGGUGGAAGAAACGAAGGACAAAGAACCGCAGACGGGAGACAAAAGAAGGAGGGUAUCGUUCGCGCCGGAUGACGGAGAGAAAGAUGUAGCGGGAUCUAAUGCUGAAGGAGUCGAUGUCGAGAAGUAG